AGGACCGGGGCACUUCGUCUCCAGCCAAUGGGACAAACUCUGGGAGAUCGAACCCUAAGCGAUGCACUGAUAGACACACUGAUACACAGCCAGGCACGCAGACCCCACCAAAAGUUACCAAUGUUAGACCCCGGCUCAAUUGACAUCUCGAUAGCGAUACAUUUUGUACAUUUUCUUGCACGCCUUUCCCCCAGCACGUCACCUUCUCACCUUCACAACUCUACAUACACCAACACCAACUCUUCGAGGAUCGCACCGGUAUCAAAAAAGUCAAGAUGUCGGACGUAGAAGAGAACAACGCCCCCGAUGCCCCCGAGGAGGUUGAAGUUUCCGCCGAGGCCUCCAAGGGCCAGAUGUCCGUUCUGGAUGCCCUCAAGGGUGUGCUGAAGCUCGCCCUCAUGCACGAUGGUCUUGCCCGUGGUCUCCGUGAAGCUUCCAAGGCUCUUGACAGACGCCAGGCUCACAUGUGCGUCCUCAACGAGACCUGCGAGGAGGAGGCCUACAAGAAGCUCGUCAUCGCCCUGUGCCAGGAGCACAAGAUCCCUCUGAUCAAGGUUCCCGAUGGAAAGCAGCUCGGCGAGUGGGCUGGUCUCUGUGUUUUGGACCGAGAGGGUAAUGCUCGCAAGGUCGUCAACUGCUCCUGCGUCGUUGUUAAGGACUGGGGUGAGGAGUCUACUGAGCGAUCCGUCCUCCUCAACUACUUCCAGACUGAGCAGUAAAGGGUUGGCCGGCGUUGUGAUGGGGGUAUAGACUACUGUGAACCGAGAUCCUUUCCAUCUUGAGUAAAUACUCUGGGUGUAUUCUGGUUCUCUCAGCCGAUAUAGAUGCUGGAGAUAGGAAACCCCACACACAUCGGAAUCAAAUAAAAAAAAUCCCGUUACAACAAACCAGAUGUUUGAGUCCACUGCCAUUGUCCCCGGGAACCGUAAACAUGAUGAUAAGCAUCAAGCAUCAUACUUCACACCUUUAUAACCGCUUGUCUACCACAAUAA
Molecule: messenger RNA, 992 nt
Organism: Xylaria bambusicola
Lineage: Eukaryota; Fungi; Ascomycota; Sordariomycetes; Xylariales; Xylariaceae
Product: 40S ribosomal protein S12
Exons: 3
Coding region: 276-719 (147 amino acids)
Biological process (GO): translation
Cellular component (GO): cytosolic small ribosomal subunit; ribosome
Molecular function (GO): structural constituent of ribosome
Source: RefSeq, a predicted model, not a curated record